Molecule: messenger RNA, 2437 nt
Organism: Engraulis encrasicolus (European anchovy)
Lineage: Eukaryota; Metazoa; Chordata; Actinopteri; Clupeiformes; Engraulidae
Product: B-cell receptor CD22-like
Exons: 11
Coding region: 105-1952 (615 amino acids)
Source: RefSeq, a predicted model, not a curated record
UCUAAACGAUAGGUUCCUACUGAUGUUCAUCAUUUGAACGAAGCGAACAAAGUUAGCAUUCACAGAACUGGGGCGAGAGAGCUCUCUGCCAGGAGGUAGUGUUUAUGGCAAGAGGCAUGUGCUGUAAAGGUGUCUGUGUGUUGGUGACUUUGUUGCUCCUGAGUCUUACAGAAGUAAAAUGUGGUCCGAGUGUGAGCUACACCACUACACGUGUCUGUGGUCUAAAAGGGGCACCAGUGGUCUUGUCUUGCACAUAUGAAUAUCACUGGAUCCACAUCUUUAAAAAAGGGGAAUGGCACAAAGAGGGGAGUAGCGAAGUUAAAGACCACAGCAACUCCAAAUCCGACUGCAGCCUCACAAUAGACAUCCUGUCAGACCAACAGGCUGGAGUGUAUUAUUUCCAGUUUUCUACAACUCUAUCCGGGGGAUGGAUAUCAGGAAAACCUGGGAUCACAUUAUCGGUUACAGAUCUGACCGUAAAGGAGAGUGGGUUUCCCAACCAGACCCGAGUGACCUGCAGUUCCUCCUGUGGUUUAGGCUCUGAUCGUCUGUACGUUUGGUACAAAAAUGGAGAGCAUCUACGAGGCACAACCACAGCCUCCAUACUGGUCACUGAGAAGGCCAGUUACUCCUGUGCCGUAUCAGGAUAUGAACCAGUAAGAUCCCCAGCAGUUUGUGUUCCAAAUGCACAGUGUUGGGAUGUGACCUACUCCUUCGUCAGUACCUGUGCGUUACUGGGAUCGUCUUUGGACAUCCCCUGCAUCUUCGUACACCCCGCAGAUCACAACAUUAAAACAACAGCCUGGUCUGCUGUACAACACCACAGCAGUGGCCAUAAUGUCCCUGUGUGUUCGAACACCAAGUGUAUGAAUCAGACAGAGUAUCUGGGGAACAAGGAGAACAAUUGCACGCUGAGACUGAAAGACGUUAGUAACAGCCACUCUGGAGAAUAUGUGUUCAGCUUUACAACCGUUUGGGGUCGGAGAGAGGAGGGCUCACCUGGGAUCAGGGUCUCAGUCACAGCAUUGCAUGUAAGUAUGACACCUGAUGCGGUAACAGAGGGUGACACAGUCACUCUGACCUGUGACACCACCUGCACUCUGAGUGACCAGCCCUCCUUCACCUGGUACAAGAAUGGCCAACCGCUUCGCUCUAACCACACAACCAGAGACAACACGCUGCAGUUAAAGUCGGUCAGCAGUGGGAACUCAGGCAAUUACUCCUGUUGUGUUGGAGGACACGAGAAUCUCCCGUCCACAGCUGUGAUUCUCAAUGUCACAUACAAGCCAAAGAAUGUUACACUGUCAACAAGUGCCUCUGGUGACAUGGUAGACGAGGGCACUCCAGUGACUCUGACCUGCAGCAGUGAUGCCAACCCACCAGUGCACAACUACACCUGGUACAUGAAGUCCGGAGCUGAGUCUCUCGUUAGGGGCAGAGGGGAGAGCAUCAGCUUCAAUGUCACCUCUGAUACCAGUGGACUUUACUACUGCCAGGCAAACAACGAGAUGGGCUAUCGGACAUCCAAUGAAGUGGCUGUUCAGUUCAUGAAGCGGGGGUUAGAGGCAGUUGAGGUGAUUGUGAUCCUAGCGGUAGUUGUGAUCGUGUUAGUAAUUCUUGUUGUCCUGCUGACAGUUGGAAGUAUGUACUUAAGGAAGAAGAAUGCAGAAGUUAGCGUAAGCAGAAGAGCUGACAAUUUUAACACACAGUCUGACUCUGACCUUGUGUACGCUAACAUGGCAACGAGUACCGUGACCUCUGACCCCACACAGAGGGCCGCCACACAGCAGGACCAAGAUGACGUUCAGUACGCCAGCAUUCAGAUCAAACGCCCCAAGCCCAAACCAAUCCAGCAGGACGAUGCUGUCGCCUACUACACUCUUCAGUUACCUAGCGGAAGUGGUGCCACCAGGGCUGAGAAUGACAGUGUGAUCUACAGUGGAGUCAACUAACACUGACUGGAUUUCCCCAAUUUCCCAUUGGCAACUGCCAAAGUUGCUAACUGGCUAACAACUAAGCUUCCGAGAAAUGCACCCCAGGACUACUUCCAGCUUACCGCUACUGCCUUUUAGAGAAGACAUUCUCUGCCAAUGGGUCAGGUAUUGCAAUGAGCCUAAAACGGCUCUCAGAUUAAGUAGAACCAAAGAUUCUCUAUUCUCUGGUAGAACUACACCGUCUUCCUGUAGGCUAAGUCUUGAUGUUAUGAAAUUAGACUGUGUUACGAUCCCUUCCAGUGUAUUUUUUUUAGGUCUGUCUAUGUUAUUAUUGUGUUUGUGCGUGUGUGCAUGUGUGUGUGCACUUUCUCACAUGAACCCCGAACAUUCACACACAUGAGCUGGUGUGGGAAUGUGGGAGUGUGUGUAUGUGCAUUUUGAAAGUGCUUCGAGUCAACUUCAAAGUUGUGAUACUGCGCCAUAUGAAUACAUGUUGUGUUGUA